Messenger RNA from Plutella xylostella (diamondback moth), 1587 nucleotides. The record is from RefSeq and is a predicted model, not a curated record. Lineage: Eukaryota; Metazoa; Arthropoda; Insecta; Lepidoptera; Plutellidae.
UUCAGACCACACACUUCUUUGAGCCUUCUUACACCCUGGUACUUCAGAAGCAUUUUUGUUUUAAAAAUGGCAGUUUUCAUUCCUAAGGUUUUAGUUUUGUUGUGUUUCGUGUCUGUCGGUAUUUGCUGGCCGCUUGUUGAAGACAACUACUUGGAUGAAGGCAAUAGUGUUGAUGGAGACGGGGUCAUUGACUUGUCAACUCUGGGGCCUGAAGCUUUCAGGGAGCCUGACGAGAAGAGUGGCGAGGCGCUAUCCAACUGGACAACCACCUCCGAAGUGAACCCCGAGGAGACGGGGGAGUACCUGGAGGGAGACAUCCUGAUGCCGCGGGGGAGCCUGCGCAACGGCAUGCGCGACCAGAGCUACCGCUGGCAGGACGGGAUCGUGCCCUAUGUCAUCGAGGGGUAUUACUCCACGGAGCAACGGGACCUGAUAAUGAAGGCAAUCGCCGACUACCACCGACUGACGUGCAUCCGCUUUGUGCCGUACACCGGGCAGACUGACUACCUCGUGAUACAGAGCAAGAACACCGGCUGCUGGUCCAGUGUUGGACGCAUUGGAGGUCGCCAAGAGGUGAACCUGCAGACUCCCGGCUGCGUGUCGCUGAAGGGCACCGUGCUGCACGAGCUGCUGCACGCGCUCGGCUUCAUGCACGAGCAGAGCCGCCCGGAGCGCGACCACUUCGUCACCGUGCACUACCGCAACAUACGCAUAGGAGGUCGCCAGGAGGUGAACCUGCAGACUCCCGGCUGCGUGUCGCUGAAGGGCACCGUGCUGCACGAGCUGCUGCACGAGCUGCUGCACGCGCUCGGCUUCAUGCACGAGCAGAGCCGCCCGGAGCGCGACCACUUCGUCACCGUGCACUACCGCAACAUACGCAUAGCCGAGCUGGUGAGUGAAGAUUCAGGGACACCUAGCAAUACUAACCAUGACGUAGCGCUUUGGUGGUUUCAUGCUGCCCUGGUAGCUAUUGCUAAGACACCAGGAGGUCGCCAGGAGGUGACCCUGCAGACUCCCGGCUGCGUGUCGCUGAAGGGCACCGUGCUGCACGAGCUGCUGCACGCGCUCGGCUUCAUGCACGAGCAGAGCCGCCCGGAGCGCGACCACUUCGUCACCGUGCACUACCGCAACAUACGCAUAGGAGCGGAGAAUAACUUCAAGAAGGCGGACGCCAAGUCGACGGACGACUUCGGCGUCGGCUACGACUACAACAGCGUCAUGCACUACUCCGACAAAGCCUUCUCCAAGAACGGACAGAUCACUAUCGAGCCUAAGGUGGGCGGAGUGAAGGUGGGCCAACGCGACGGCUUCAGCCGCGGAGACGUGAGGAAGCUCAACAACAUGUACAACUGCAGCAAGGACCUGUAUUCCGUUUCAGAGAACCCAACCAAGGAUGGCUGGGAUCAAUUUGGCAAGGAUUUUUUGGAAACAAUAAGUAGUUUAGUAAAUAAAUUUGUAUAGCCGUUAAGUUAAUAUUAUACCAAAGAUCUGUUAUUUUUAAGCGAACAUCUAUUUGCUAGUCUUGUAUUGUUUUAUAACGUUUUUGAUAAAUUUAAUAAAUGUUCAUGUCCUAAAAAUAUUUUUUUA